Synchiropus splendidus (mandarinfish) is the source of this 8642-nucleotide messenger RNA. Its product is annotated as obscurin-like protein 1. NCBI's taxonomy places the organism in Eukaryota, Metazoa, Chordata, Actinopteri, Syngnathiformes, Callionymidae. The transcript has 29 exons. The coding region runs from base 264 to 8108 and encodes 2614 amino acids. The record is from RefSeq and is a predicted model, not a curated record. Gene Ontology annotation, molecular function: protein binding.
UCGAUCAGUGCAACUGGGAAGAUGCCGUAGAGGAGCACUUGGGACGUUUAAAGAGAGCAUGGGUCACGGCCUAACGCUUACUACAUAGUCUUUCAGUGGUGAGAGACAUUGCUUCGAAACUCAAAGCAUGAUUGCUACUGUGGAAUGUAUGUUGACGGUCGUCGUUGGCAACUGGAGCGAGAUAUUUGCAGUGCCGAGUGGGACCAUUGCGGCCCAGGAAUAAAAUUCACUUGAUUUGACCUACCCUUGAAAAGGGCGCCGACAUGGAUGUGUUUGGUGGGGCACCCCGUUUUUUUGCCUACCCAAGGCCUGUCGUGGUUCAGAGUGGCACAGACGCCGUUUUAAAAUGUCAGAUCGGUGGUGAUCCAAGACCUGCCGUUAUUUGGGAGAGGAACAAUGAAAAACUUGACCCACAAGGACGAUACCGCGUUUUUGAAGAUGGGAACGUUUACAACUUGAUCAUUUCCUCAGUGACAAUAGAAGACAGUGGUCAGUAUAUAUGUAAGGCCAAAAACUGCAUAGGGGAAACCUACGCUGCUGCCACUUUGAAAGUGGAAGGUGAAGCACAAGAGAUGGAGUUGCGAGAAGAAAACAAGCCAAGAUUUCUCAUCAAGCCCUUAUCUACUCGUGCCGGCCGUGGAGAGGACGCAGUCUUCUCAUGCAAGCUCUGGGGAAACCCCCGACCAGAAGUCGUCUGGGAAAAAGAUGGCAGGAAACUCAAUGAGAUUUUUGAAAGCACACAUUUUAGUGUGAGCUACCAGGAUGGAGGGUGGUUCCAUCUAAAGAUCUUCAAGACCCGUGCACCUGAUGGUGGUGUGUAUACCUGCAAAGCCAGGAACGAGUAUGGGGAGGCACUGGCAGGUGCUGUGCUACUUGUUGAUGCAGGCCCAGGACACGAGGACGAUGGGACUCGCAAUGGCUACACAAAUGGUCACUGGAAAUCUCACCAGGGCAAGCAGAGGACUGCAAGGCAACUGUCGAACCGCCUCAAAGAUGACACAGUGACCAAGUCCACAAGAGUAAAAAUGUUUGCAGUGACUGAAGGCAAGCAUGCAAAAUUCCGUUGCUUUGUAACUGGAAAACCAAAACCGGAAAUAAUUUGGAGGAAAGAUGGCCGACUGAUACUUUCUGGUAGGCGUUACCUGCUAUAUGAGGAUCGAGAAGGAUACUUCACGCUGAAAGUUUUAUACUGCAAACAGAAGGACAAUGGAGUUUAUGUUUGUGCUGCAUCAAAUACUGCAGGACAAACUCUGAGUGCAGUGCAUCUUUCUGUAAAGGAACCACCUGUGCGGUUCAAGCAGCCGCUCAUUGAUCUGGAAGUAUGGGAGCGAGAUUUGGCAGUGCUGGAGUGUGAAGUUCCAGAGGACUCGGUUCCCAUCACAUGGUAUCUAGAGGAUAGACGACUGCAACCAGGAGCCAAAUAUGGAAUGGAGGAGUGGGGAACAAAACGGCGAUUAACCAUUCGUGACAUCGGCGUCGAUGAUGAUGGGAUUUACCUUUGUGAAAUGCCAGAUGGUGGGAGAAGCAUCGCAGAGGUUGCUGUGAAAGGUACCAUCACAAGGAAGUUGCCCAGAAAGGUUGACGUAUUAGAAGGUGAGAACGCUGCCUUUUGCGUUGAGGUGGAGAAAGAAGAAAUGGACAUCCAUUGGUACAAAGACGGGGCAGAACUGCGUGAAACACAUCAAACCAUCCUGAAGUCAUUCGGUCGCACUCACAUCCUGGUCUUUGUCAACACAAUGCCACAAGACUCAGGUCUUGUGACUUUUCUUGUUGGCAGAUCGAAAACAUCUUCUCAACUCCGGGUUAAGGCUGCCAAGCAUUGCCCACCCAGUUGUCCAGUGGGUGUUCAGAUUAACACAGAGCGUGCAAAUGCAGCACUUUUAUCGUGGGUACCUGCUCAGGACUCGAGAAAGAACCCGCCUUCAGGCUAUGUGCUUGAGCGUCAGGAAGUGGGUACUGGCUCACAGGAGUGGCUCCAAUGUCUCACCACUGACACCGCUACCUCUGUGGAAAUCCUUGGAGACAGCGUUCCUUGCGAAGCGGAUUAUAGAUUCCGAAUUUGCAGUGUGAACAAAUACGGAAAGAGCAACAAUGUCGAGUUCCCCAGAGCAGUUCACUUGGUUCCAGUUGCAAGAAUACAAGCUCCUCUGCAGGAUGCUUUGGUGCCAGAAGGACAAGAUGCUGUCUUCUCAAUUGAGCUGUCUGCCUCUGUCAUUGGCUCCUGGUUCUUAAAUGGCACUCAACUUCAAGAGGACGAGCGCUAUUCCAUGAGGAGGUCACGGACACAUCAAUCUCUACGUAUUCAAGGAGUGCGAGACUCAGACAAUGGAGCUGAAAUAACAUUUAUCGCCUACGGGAUACGUGACUCUGCAGCACUUUACAUCCAAGCUCCUCUUGUGAAGUUUUCACCUCUGUCAGAAAUGGACCGAAACAAAUUUGUUGAAAUUGGGAACCCCAUUGUGCUCUACUGUGAGCUGUCAGACCCUGUGGCUCCAGUGCACUGGUACAAAAACGGAGUUGAAUUAAGCACAAAGGAAGGGCUUCAUAUCCAAUCAGAGGGCACCAUGAGAAGAAUUGUCAUCCAAUCAGCAGAGCUGUCACACUCAGGCGUGUAUUGCUGUGAUGCCAUUGAUGAUGUCAUAAGGUUCAACGUGGAAGUAGAGGCUCCUCCUGUGAAGAUUUUUGAUAUUCCUGAAAAUAUGAGGAUCAAGUCGAUCGAGGAGGGCCGCCCUGUGGUACUACAGUGUGAAGUGUCGGACCCAGCUGGCCCAGUAUGCUGGUACAAGGAUGAAAUACUGCUAGCUACACAGCCAGGAUUUGAGAUUUCUUCGGAGGGAAGAAAAAGAAUAUUAGUCAUUGAGCGUGCACAGCUGGUCCAUUCUGGUUUGUACAGAUGCAGCACCAAAGAUGAUACCGUGGACUUUCAAGUGGAAAUCAAAGCUUUACCUGUGAUCCACCCUACUAUGGCUGAGAUUGAGAGAAUCAAGUCGCUUGACGUUGGCAAACCAUUGGUGAUGGAAUAUGAGGCUGUGGACACUACUGUGCCAGUGUUCUGGCAUAAAGAUGGUGAACAGAUAUUUCCAUCCAAAGAGUGGGAAAUACAGCGUAAAAGCACAUUGAGGAGGCUUGUUAUCCCAUCUGCUGAGCUCUUGCAUUCAGGGAUAUACCACUGUGAAACCCCUGAUGACUCUGUCCGCUUCACAGUGGAUAUAAAAGCGCCACCAUUGCCACUAUCACCGUCACUGAAGGUCACAGAGACCCCGUCGCUUGAAUCUACAACCUCUUCUGAGCCAUCACCUCGAGUCUCAGACAGUCCAAUCAACGUCUCAUGGGAAGGGGACUCUCCUGUGAGAGACUUUGACUUGGAACAUGAAGCCAACAAGAAGACACUGGUUGUUGAACCAACCCAUCCUUCGACUGCCAAAGAAUAUUAUUGUGCGACAGCCGAUGAUGUUACCCAACUAACAGUAAAAAAUGAAGCUCCUCCUGCGAGGUUCUCAGAGCUUCCAGAGACAGACAGAAACAAGGCCGUUCAAGAAGGCAGUGACGUGGUCCUCAGCUGUGAGCUCGCACGAGACCCCUUGGCUCAAGUCUGUUGGUACAAAGACGGGGAAAAACUUCUCCACCGAACUGAUGUGGAAAUCCAGUCAGACGGCCUUAGAAGAACUCUUGUCAUCCCUGCUGCUCAAAGCAUCCACAGCGGUUUGUACAGAUGCUCCACAGCAGACGACUCCAUCACAUUUACAGUGGAUGUAAAAGCGCGUGAGCCGCAGAUCAAACCUGUCCCUCUAUCAGAAAAGUACAAGAUGAUUUCAGUCGGUUCUCCGAUCAUGCUCCAGUGCGAGGUCACCGAUCCUGUCGCUCAAGUUUCCUGGUUUAAAGACAGAGUGGAACUUUUUUGCAAAACUGGCUUGGACAUGAAGAGAGAUGGCAAUCUCAGAAAACUAAUGAUUCAUUCUGCAAAGGUGUCUGACUCUGGCCUGUACAGCUGUAACCUUGCUGACGACGUCGUGACGUUCCACGUCGACAUUCAAGCCCCUCCAGUCACAUUCGCAGAUUUACCAAAGGAGGAGUUGUUCAAGUGUGUUGUGGAGAAAACUGAGCUGGCUCUGUCGUGUGAAGUGUCCAGAGCUGAUGGAGUGGUGCAGUGGUACAAAGACGGAGCGGAGAUACACCAAAGUAGCAAUAUUUCUAUUAAAGCGGAGGAUAUGAAAAGAAGCCUGACAAUCCAUUCGCCUCAGCUGUCAGACACCGGCAUGUACACGUGCCGCGCAGGCGAUAAUGCUCUGAUGUUCAAAGUCUACAUACGAGAGCCUCCAGUGAUGAUCAUUUACCCUAAGGAGGAUGUCCAUCUUGAUCGCCACGUGCCUGAAGAGAUCAUCCUGAGUUGUGAGUUGUCACGGCCCAAUGGUGUCGUGAGUUGGUUCAAAGACGGUCAAAAGCUGCAGGAGAGUGAGAACAUCAAGCUCAAAAUAGAAGGCCCCUACCGACGGCUGAAGAUCAUUUCAAGUGGCGUCGAAGAUUCUGGAGAAUACGUCUGCGACACAGCUGACGACUCCAUUUUCUUCCACCUUAACAUUACAGAACCUCCAGUCAGGAUCGUCUCCCCCAGUCAGUCACAAAUGGAGCUCUGCCAACAAACCUCAGAGAGGAUGGUGCUUAGCUGUGAGAUAUCUCGUCCCAACGCUGUGGUACGCUGGUAUCGGGAUGGUCUGGAAGUGGAGGAGAAUGACAACCUCAUUCUUGAAGUGGAUGGGGUCUAUAGAAGACUUAUAAUACCAGAAACAACAGUCAAAGAUUCAGCUGAGUACGUCUGCGAUACCGCUGACGACUCAGUGACAUUUUUCGUCAACAUAGCAGAGCCGCCAGUCCGCUUUGUUCGCCCGAGAAAAAUGGCAAGUCGGGUUGAGAAAACGGUAGGGGACUGUUUGGUGCUGGACUGCGAGGUUUCCCGAGCGAAUGCUGUGGUUGUCUGGAAAAGAAACGGGGAGGAGGUGGAGGACUCCAGGAAAGUCACCAUUUUUGAAGAUGGUGUCAUGCGACAGUUGACUAUUCACUCUGUGACGGUCGAGGACGCUGGCCAGUAUAUCUGCGACGCAAAGGACGACGUGAUGGAUUUCCAUGUGAAAGUGCAAGAGUUGCCUGUCAGAAUUCUGGGGAAAACUGACGCGAAAGCAGAAAAGCAAUUUCUAGAGACAGAUGACAUCAUUUUAGUCUGUGAGCUCUCAAGAGCAAAUGCCUCAGUCAGCUGGUACAAAGAUAGCCAGCUCAUAGGUGACACUAACAAAUAUUGCAUUGAGGAACAAGGAGUUUUCCGCUCAUUGGUUGUCUUGAACGCUGGUCUGGCCGACUCUGGAGAGUACACCUGCGAUGCUGGGGAUGAUAAGAUGGUCUUCUAUAUUACUGUUAAAGAGCCACCGGUGAAGAUCAUUGGAAAUUCGGGCCACCCGGAGCAUCAUAUCCUGCUAGCAGGAGAUGACCUUAUUUUAGAGUGUGAGGUGUCUCGGCCGAACGCCAUCGUUCAGUGGUUACGGAAUGGCGAGAUACUGAAACAAGACACUCGGGUAAAAAUUGACAGCUAUGAGGUUGCAAGGAAGCUUGUUCUCUCUGGACUUCAGCCAUCAGACUCUGGAGAAUAUAUUUGUGAUGCCGCUGAUGACAAGCUGAUAACAAUUGUAGAGGUCCAAGAGGUGCCAGUGAAGUUUCUGAAUAAAAAAGACAGUAACAAAGUAUUAGCCUAUGAGAAUGAAAGUGUGACUCUGUGUGCCAUCGUGAGCCGAGACAGCGCUAAUGUACGCUGGCUGAAAGAUGGCCAACUCCUGAACCAGGACAACAUUCACAUCUCCAGCGUGGGUCACACCCACAAGCUCACCAUUAAUCCCCUGCAGCUGUCUGAUUCGGGACAAUAUUUCUGUGACGUAAACACAGACAAAAUGUUUUUCACUGUUAUAGUCAAAGAAAUGAAGGUGAAAAUAAUCAGACCACUGGAGAACAUUGUGUCUGUUAAAGGGAAAAUUGUUACUUUACGUUGUGAAAUCAACAAGCCAAAGGGGGAUGUCCAAUGGCUUAAAGAUGGUCAAGAGGUCACCUCAAACAGACACCACACGAUCCGUGCUCAAGGUCGGGAGCGGAGCCUGACCAUCCAUGAGCUUGUAGAAGAAGAUGGUGGUGAAUAUGCAUGCGAAACCACAGAUGACAGAACAACAGCAACUGUCACUGUUGAAACUCCCCGUGUUGUGGAAUUCAUAGCAGAGCUGCGUAACAUCACUGUCUGCGAAGGAGAAGACGCAGUCUUUAAGUGUGUGGUGUCUCCAGAAGACACUGAAUUGGUGUGGCGUUUGAAUGGCGAAGCGGUCGCCCCUUCUGAGCGCACUGUAAUUUCCAACAACGGACUGUGCCACAUGCUCUGCAUCCACAACUGCAUAGUUUCAGAUAGCGGCAGGGUGACAGCUGAUGCAGAGGGCCUGGUGUCAGAGGCAGAGCUCCAGGUUCAAGAACAACAGGUGUUGUUCACCAAGAAAAUGACGCCGCUAAUAGCUGAGGAGUACAGUGAGGCCACGCUAGAGGUGGAGGUGAGUGUGGAUUCAGGAGAGGUGCAGUGGAUGAGACAGGGGGUGCUGAUCCACCCCGGAGCCAAGUACACCCCAAAACACCAGGGCCGGAAACGCAGCCUCACCAUCCAUAAGCUCACCAUGUCUGACCGGGGUACCUACAGCUGUGAGAGCCUUCAUGACCGCACACAGGCCCAGCUCACAGUGGAACCUCGGAAAGUUGCUAUCAAAAAGGGUCUAACAGACAUCAGAACGACAGAGAGAGAGACUGCUACGUUUGAGGUGGAGCUAUCUCAUCCAAAUGUGCCAGGAGCCUGGAUGAGAAACGGGAUCAAGCUGAAGCCAACAAAUGACUUCCGCAUGAGCGCCAAGGGACAAGUCCACAGUCUGACCAUCUCCAACCUGUCAGUGGAAGACACCGGCACCUUUGUGUUCAGCGUGGAGAAUCUAAAGACAACCGCUCGUCUUGUUGUCAAAGAGCCUCCUGUGGCGAUAUUAAGAAAGCUGGAGGACCAACAGUUUCCUGAAGGGGCUAUUAUCUCUAUUGAGUGUGAGCUCUCAAGACACAAUGUUGACGUGAAAUGGAUGAAGAAUGGUGAUGAAGUCAAACCAGGCAAGGACCUGCGGAUUUACGCGAUGGGACGAAAACGUUUUCUUCAGAAAAUGAAGUGUCAAGUCAGCGAUUCUGGCAUGUAUACCUGCGAUGCUGGAGACGUUGCGACUUCCUGUGCUGUAGAAGUGUACGAACGUGAACUCGUGAUCCUGCACAAUCUCGAGGACUUGUCGCUCCAGGAGGAUCAGAACGCCGUGUUUGUGUGUGAGGUUUCGGUUGAGGACGUGCCAGGGGAGUGGUACAAGCACGGGGAGCUAAUACAGCAGACCAGCACCAUCAAGAUCCGACAGGAAGGUACCAAACACUUUCUUCUGAUGUGCAACGUGCGACCCGAGGACUCAGGAGAGAUCAAGUUCGUGGCCCGAGACUUGGAGUCUGUGGCUCACCUAGAUGUGGAAGAACUUCCCGUGAACAUCGUGAAGCCCCUCCAGGAUAGAACAGCCCUGGAGAAAAGCCGGGUGAUGCUGGACUGCACAGUGUCCAACCCCAGAAGCAGCAUCCGCUGGUACAAAGGCUGCAACGUGGUCCUGCCCUCUGAACGCUUUGAGAUCUGUAGCGAGGGCUGUUUUAGAAAACUGGUCAUCCAGCAGGUGGCGCUAGAUGAUGAGGGCACCUAUAGUGUGCAGGUUGGGGACUAUUCUUGCUCUGCUAAACUCACAGUGGAGGCCCAAGCCUCUUUGAUGGUCAGAGAGCUGCAGGACGUGGAGGUCGUUGCUCCCAACGACGCCUGUUUUGAAUGCGAGGUGUCGGUGCCGGUCCUAAAAUCCCCGACCUGGACCCUGAAUGGGGAGCCUCUGCAGCCCAGCUCCAGGGUGCUGCUGGAGAAGAUGGGGACAGUGCACAGACUGACUUUGAGACAAACCUCUGCAGACAUGAGUGGGGUGAUGGAGUUCACGUCAGGGAGAGCGAAGAGCCGAGCGGAGCUGAGAGUGAUGGACAAGUGAGGGAGCCUCCAGUGAGUGACUGCUCCUUGAGGCUUGGCUCAUGACGGUAUAUGUAAUUUACCUUAAACUCGCUUUCAUUGUGUAUAAUAACUGUCUUUUAUUUAUUAUUAAAAAGCAAUUCAUAGCCAGUUUUUUUUUUAUUAUCUUCACCAAUAUAGCCAUAUUUCUGAAUUUUGAAUUGCAGAAGACAAAUGAAUCCUAGUUGAGGUCAUUACUAGUGAUGAGCUGGUGAGGCUUCAUGAAACAGUGACUUCACUUCCAGAGUCCAAGAGAUUGCACUCUCUGCCCUGAAAUCUUUGGUCAGUGAAACCUCAUAUCAAUUUCCCCACUGUGUAUGAAGCCUCAUCACAAAGCCUCAGCAGCCCAUCACUAAUGAUGGUGGGAUGAGGUAUCAUGAAACAGUAUUACAGGGUUGAUGAAACAGUGUCCUAAUUUGUGAUUUAUGUGAGUUUUCAUUCAAAUAGUUGUUCAAAGUCAGAUUAUACAGCAGACAGUGCCAUCUGGUGGCAUCUGAAAACUCGGCCAUGGUUUCAC